AUUGAAGGCCAGGAUCUGUUAAUUUCAUGGAUUCCCCCGAACAACUGCCAAAAUCAGUAUUAUAUAGUUUUCACUCUCAUCGAAGAAGAUGAGUUUCUCUCUCUCUUUUUCUUGUUUUCUUGAACUAAAAAGCUUGAACAUUCAGCUUUGAAAGGAAAGGAAAACAGAGCUGCCGUAUCCAACACAGCUGAUAAUGGAAUCAUCUUCUUUAGAAGCAGUUAACUUUGGAAGAUCUAUAAUAGUACCUAGUGUUCAAAACCUGGUAGAAAAAGAGUCCCUUGUUAAGAUCCCACCUCGGUAUGCAAGAUCCGAGCAGGAUUGCCCAAUUAUUUCCAGUGAUGGGUCGUUGACUUCAUCAGUUCCGGUCAUCGAUCUUCAAAAAUUGGUUGCUGGAGAUUCUAUAGAUUCCGAAUCGAAAAGAUUGGAUGCUGCCUGCCGAGAAUGGGGAUUUUUCCAGAUUGUAAACCAUGGAGUCGACACUAAUUUGUUGGAGGACUUCAAGUUAGAAACUAAGAAUUUCUUUAAACUUCCUUAUGAAGAGAAGAAGAAGCUGUGGCAGCAACCAGACAAUCAUGAAGGUUUCGGGCAGCUCUUUGUAGUAUCAGAAGAGCAAAAACUAGACUGGUCAGACAUGUUUUAUGUUACCACUCUUCCUCAACAUCUAAGAAAAGUUGACCUCUUUGACAAACUCCCUCUAAGCCUCAGUUUUAUGUGCAGGGAGAGUUUGGAGACUUAUGGUAGUGAAAUGAGAAAAUUAGCCAUGGCAAUAUUAUGUCACAUGGCAAAAGCUCUAAAGAUGGAUGUUGAGGAAAUGAAAGAAUUAUUCAGUGAUGGUGUUCAAUCAAUGAGAAUGAAUUACUAUCCGCCAUGUCCUGAACCAGAAAAGGCUAUUGGUUUCACUCCUCAUUCUGAUGCUGAUGCUUUAACAAUUUUGCUUCAGCUUAAUGAAACAGAAGGAUUACAAAUUCGAAAAGACGGGAAAUGGAUUCCUGUUAAACCACUUCCUAAUGCUUUUGUUGUCAACAUUGGAGACAUUAUGCAGAUUGUGAGUAAUUGUGUUUACCGGAGCAUUGAGCACAGGGCAACAGUAAAUUCAGCAAAGGAGAGGCUCUCUGUUGCAACAUUUUAUAGUUCAAAGCUGGACUCUGUUUUAGGCCCUGCAACCAGUCUCAUUGGUCCACAUAAUCCAGCAGUGUUUCGACAAGUACCAGUGGAGAAGUAUUUUAAGGAAUUUUUUGCUCGAAAAUUGAAUGGCAAGUCAUAUCUUGACUUCAUGAGGAUACAAGGUCAAUAAAUAUGUAUUCAUAAUAUGAAAAGAAGUUGAAUUUUUAGCUGUUGUUGUUGCAUUCAUACUAUGUGGAAUUAAUUAUAAAUAGGGACUAAAGGAUUACAGAAGGAUUGUUUUUCAAUGAGGCAGUCCAAUUGCCUGA
Molecule: messenger RNA, 1430 nt
Organism: Jatropha curcas
Lineage: Eukaryota; Viridiplantae; Streptophyta; Magnoliopsida; Malpighiales; Euphorbiaceae
Product: protein SRG1
Source: RefSeq, a predicted model, not a curated record